CUGUCUGACUGCCCCCCCGCUCCCUCUCCUCCCCCGCGCGCCUGACGGGCAUGGCCCACGUGCAGCUCUCGGCCGUCGCCGGCGGCCGGCCGGCGGCGGCGGGCGGGCGCGGCGACGACAUGGAGGACGUCGCGCUGCUGGACUCCUACGACGAGGAGAUGGGGAUGCCCCCGCCACCGGGCGGAGCGGCCGCGGAGGAGGAGGCCGCGGCGGAGGCGCACGUGCGCGUCACGGGCAUGACGUGCUCCGCCUGCACAAGCGCCGUCGAGGCGGCCGUCUCCGCGCGCCGGGGCGUGCGGCGCGUCGCCGUGUCGCUGCUCCAGAACCGCGCCCACGUCGUGUUCGACCCCGCGCUCGCCAAGGUAGAGGAUAUAAUUGAAGCUAUAGAAGAUGCCGGAUUUGAAGCAGAAAUUAUCCCUGAUUCUGCUGUCUCUCAGCCUAAAUCACAGAAGACUUUAUCAGCGCAGUUCAGGAUAGGUGGAAUGACAUGUGCUAAUUGUGUGAACUCGGUUGAGGGUAUCUUAAAAAACUUACCUGGUGUUAAAGGAGCAGUUGUUGCCUUGGCAACCUCAUUGGGGGAAGUUGAGUAUGUUCCUUCUGCCAUUAGCAAGGAUGAAAUUGUUCAGGCCAUUGAGGAUGCCGGUUUUGAAGCAGCAUUCCUGCAGAGUAGCGAGCAAGAUAAGAUUUUGCUGGGACUGAUUGGCUUGCACACAGAGAGGGAUGUAGAAGUAUUACAUGAUAUUCUUAAGAAAAUGGAUGGUUUGCGACAGUUUGAUGUAAAUACUGUCCUCUCAGAAGUUGAGAUUGUAUUUGAUCCAGAAGCUGUUGGUCUGAGAUCAAUUGUAGAUACAAUUGAGAUGGGAAGCAACGGGUGGUUGAAAGCACAUGUUCAGAAUCCAUACACUCGAGGGGCUUCAAAUGAUGCACAGGAGGCCUCCAAAAUGCUAAAUCUUCUCCGCUCUAGCUUGUUCCUUAGUAUUCCUGUAUUUUUCAUACGUAUGGUUUGCCCCAGUAUACCUUUCCUUAGUACAUUACUAAGCAUGCAUUGCGGACCGUUUCUUAUGGGGGAUUUGCUAAAGUGGAUAUUGGUAAGCAUUGUACAGUUUGUUGUUGGGAAACGGUUCUAUGUUGCGGCUUAUAGGGCGUUGAGGCAUGGCUCGACAAACAUGGAUGUGCUAGUGGUUCUUGGCACCACUGCAUCAUACGUAUACUCUGUUUGUGCACUACUCUACGGAGCAUUUACUGGAUUUCGGCCUCCCGUAUAUUUUGAAACAAGUGCAAUGAUAAUUACAUUCGUGUUGUUUGGGAAGUAUCUUGAGGUGCUUGCAAAAGGGAAGACAUCAGAUGCUAUUAAGAAGCUUGUAGAACUGGUCCCUUCUACUGCUCUUUUGGUUCUGAAGGACAAAGAAGGAAAGCAUGUUGGGGAGAGGGAGAUUGAUGCACUGUUGGUCCAACCUGGUGAUGUCUUAAAAGUGCUUCCUGGAUCAAAGGUUCCGGCUGAUGGUGUUGUCGUUUGGGGAACAAGUCAUGUGAAUGAAAGUAUGAUAACUGGUGAAUCAGCGCCCGUCCCUAAAGAAGUAUCUAGUGUGGUAAUUGGGGGGACAAUAAACUUACAUGGCAUCCUUCAUAUACAAGCAACAAAAGUGGGAUCUGGGACAGUUUUGAGUCAGAUAAUCUCUCUGGUUGAAACUGCUCAGAUGUCCAAAGCACCUAUUCAGAAAUUUGCCGAUUAUGUGGCUAGCAUUUUUGUUCCAAUUGUCAUCACAUUGUCUAUAGUAACAUUUUCUGUGUGGUUCUUGUGUGGAUGGUUGGGUGCAUAUCCAAAUUCAUGGGUUGCUGAAAAUAGCAAUUGCUUUGUUUUCUCUCUCAUGUUUGCCAUAUCUGUUGUGGUGAUUGCUUGUCCUUGUGCUCUUGGUUUGGCAACACCAACUGCUGUGAUGGUGGCAACUGGAAUUGGGGCUAAUCAUGGAGUUCUUGUAAAAGGUGGAGAUGCGUUGGAGAGGGCUCAAAAUGUAAAUUAUGUGGUGUUUGAUAAAACAGGGACACUAACACAAGGAAAGGCUGUUGUAACAACUGCAAAGGUUUUCUCAGGAAUGGACCUAGGAGAUUUCCUCACACUGGUUGCAUCCGCAGAGGCAAGCAGUGAGCAUCCUCUUGCCAGAGCUGUUUUGGACUAUGCAUUUCAUUUCCAUUUCUUUGGCAAGCUUCCUUCAUCAAAAGAUGGCAUUGAGCAACGAAAAGAUGAGGUACUGUCUCAGUGGCUGCUUGAGGCUGAAGACUUCUCUGCAGUACCUGGCAAAGGAGUUCAAUGCUCAAUCAAAGGGAAACAUGUUUUGGUCGGAAACCGUACUUUGAUUACUGAAAAUGGCGUAACCAUUCCCCCAGAAGCCGAAAGUUUCUUGGUAGACCUAGAAUCGAAUGCAAAAACAGGCAUUCUUGUGGCAUAUGAUGGCGAUUUUGUGGGGCUGAUGGGUAUUACUGACCCACUGAAAAGGGAGGCUGCUGUUGUAGUGGAAGGACUAAAAAAGUUGGGUGUCCAUCCAGUGAUGCUCACAGGGGAUAACUGGAGAACCGCCCAAGCAGUUGCAAAAGAGGUUGGUAUCGAGGACGUGAGAGCAGAGGUCAUGCCAGCCGGAAAAGCCGACGUCGUUCGCUCCCUCCAAAAGGACGGGAGCAUCGUCGCCAUGGUUGGGGACGGCAUCAACGACUCCCCGGCCCUGGCAGCGGCCGACGUCGGGAUGGCCAUCGGCGGGGGCACGGACAUCGCCAUCGAGGCGGCGGACUAUGUGCUGGUGCGGAACAACCUGGAGGACGUGAUCACCGCGAUCGACCUCUCCCGGAAGACGUUCAGCCGGAUCCGGUGGAACUACUUCUUCGCGAUGGCCUACAACGUGGUCGCCAUCCCGGUCGCCGCGGGCGCGCUGUUCCCGUUCACCGGGCUCCAGAUGCCGCCGUGGCUGGCCGGCGCCUGCAUGGCCUUCUCGUCCGUGAGCGUGGUGUGCUCGUCGCUGCUGCUGAGGAGGUACAGGAAACCCAGGCUGACCACCGUGCUGCAGAUAACUGUAGAGUGAUUGAUGAUGUGAGUUGUGAAUACUACAGUAGCUCCCUUAACCGUCUUACGGAAAUGAAAUGGAAGUUGCGGCGGAAACGGCGCCCUUUGUAAAUUGUAGAUUUUUGGUGGGUUCUGCUGGUUGUCAUCAUAGCCUUGUCAAGUUUUGUUACCAUCCUGUUGGUAAUUUUGGGCUGUUAUUAGAGGCACCACGGUAAAUUCUCAUUCGUAAUUGUAAAUCGGUUUUUGCCCAAAAGCAAUUGUAAAUCAGUCUGCCCCGUUUUGCUGCAGUACGGGAUUCCCGGAAAAUUGAUUGAUAAA
Messenger RNA from Panicum hallii, 3370 nucleotides. RefSeq names its product cation-transporting ATPase HMA5. The transcript has 9 exons. The coding region runs from base 51 to 3071 and encodes 1006 amino acids. NCBI's taxonomy places the organism in Eukaryota, Viridiplantae, Streptophyta, Magnoliopsida, Poales, Poaceae. The record is from RefSeq and is a predicted model, not a curated record. Gene Ontology annotation, cellular component: membrane. Gene Ontology annotation, biological process: monoatomic cation transport. Gene Ontology annotation, molecular function: ATP binding; copper ion binding; ATP hydrolysis activity.